AUGGAGUUAGACUUUUCAAGCAAUGAUGAAGAAGAUAUCUAAUCUUAUAACUAAAUUCCAGAAUAAUAAGUAGAUUAACAAAUGAUAUUUGAUCAUGAAGAAAAAUUUAAUAACUUUUGCUUAGAUGAUUUCAUUUUACAAUUGCUAAAAUAUUUAAAUCGAAAGCAUUCAAAUGUAGAAUGUAUGCCUCUUUUUAAUUGCAUAAAUGAAUAGAUAAUGUUAGAAAGUGAAGCUACUAUUAGAUAAAUAAAACCAUUAUUUGAAGAUAGCCUACAAGAGUAUAAAAAUAAAAACUUUGAAAAGGCAGAAAUAUAAAUUAGCAGAUUGUUUGAAGCAAUCAAUCCUUUGAAUUUCCAAAAAAUAUCAGAUGAGGUAAGUGAAUCCUAUAUUUCUAGCAAAGAGAUGAAUAAUUAGGACGUUGUUAUGGUUCUUGGAUUCACAGGUACUGGAAAGAGUACUUUCAUUCACUACUUAGCAGGAUCAAAAAUUUAAUAAGUAAUCAGUUAAAAUGGAUUAUAUCACUGGGAACCCGCUAAUCCUUUAUACAAAGCUUUAGAUCGUGUUAUUUCUAAACCUGAUGCAAAAUCAGAAACAAAGUUUGUCACUCUUGUUAAAAUCAAGCCUUCAGACUAAGAAGGAAAUGAGUAUGGUGAUGAUGAUGAAAUUAACAUUUGCGAUACUCCUGGUUUUUUUGAUUCAGAAGGAUUAGAAGCAGAAAUUUCAAAUCUAACUGGAAUUUAUAAAUGCAUUUCAGUUUGUAAGAGCAUAAAACCUGUUGUAAUAAUCAGUGAAAAAUAAAUCUGUGAUAGAGGCUUAGGAAUAAAAAGUCUUGCAAACGUAAUUAAAAAAAUGGUGAAUCCUAAAUAAAAUUUUCAAUAACUAAUUCGAAAAUUCAUAUUUGUCUUCUCUAAAUUCUAAAAUGAGAAGGAAAAGGAGCAACUUCACAAAAAACUCUAAAAUAUUUUACAAAAUUUAAACGCAGAUUAAAAAAAAGAUUAAGAAUUUAUUUCUGUCCUUAAAGCUAUGUUAUAAUAAACUUAAGAUGAAAAAAACAUAGUUUUCUUUGAUUUGAGUAUCAAGGGAUAUCAGUUCAUAUAGAGUCAUAUUAAAAAUAAAUAAGCUAUUCAAAUGCCAAAGGAUGCUUUUACUUGUUUUUUUACAUCUGAAGCAGAAACUUCCAUUUCUCAGCAGUUAAAAUAAGAUCAAAGUAGAAUACAAACAGCUUUAUAAAAAAGAAAUUUUGUACUGAUUUUUAAAAAGCUUACUUAAUUAAAUUUGUUAAAAAAAAAUAUACCAGAUUUAUCAUCUAUAGCUAAUUAAUGGGAGCAAAACAUUACUUUACUUGAUGAAUACAUAAAUAGUGAAAUUUAAAGUGUUGACUAAUUUGUUUAGUAAAUUAUUAAUCUCAAGAAAAUCGAUGAACAAUAAAUUACUAAUUUUUUAAAUACUAAAUUAGAACUUUCUAAAAUAGAUAUUUUAUAUGAUCUUUUACCUUAAGCUGAAAAUUUGGUGAAAAAAUUAGAUGGAGCCUUGUCAAGAGCUAUUGCAGCACUACUAGAAAAUUUGAAGUUGGAAUUUGUUUCAUACUAUUAAAAUAAUGUAAAUGAAUAUUACUAGAAGUUGUCAUUUUUAGCAAAAGUGGUUAAAGAUGAAUAAUCCAUUCAUUUAUUUAUUGCUUAAGUGAAGGAAAACAUUUCAAAACAAUUGAAAAAGUCAGAAAGCUUUUUAGAACAAGACAAAUUUGUUGAUUUUUUCGAUGAGAUGCAGCAAAUUAUCAACUAUAUAGAGAGCUGCACAUUUUUACCUGUUCAUGAUGUUAAAAGUUAAAUUGUUAAGAAUUUUGAUUCAGUUAUUUCAGUUAUGGAAAACUAAUAGCUGACAAUUUUUGAAAAAAUAAAAGAAUUAACAGCAAAGAUGACUGAAUAAAAUUAAACAGAUAUACAAAGAGCUAAAGAAAAAAUUCAAUUUAUUCUCUACGAAUUCAAAAAAUCUAAAUUAAACGAUGAAUGUUGUAAAGAAAAGAUAAAUAAUUUUUAAAAUUAAUACAGAGAACAAAUAGAAAGAGAAUACUAAACCCUUGAGGAAAAAGUCAAAGCUGUGAUAAACGAGGAAUCAAGUGAUCUGUAAGGAUUAAAAUAAAGAUUUGUUUAACUUUAGAUAUUAUCUAAGCUUUAAUGUAAACUUGAGUAACAAUUUACAAGUUUAAUAAGUUUCAUAAAUUCAAGAAUUGCUAAAAUAUCAAUAAAAGUCAGUUAAACGAUAAGGGACUUGCAAACAAAUAGUGAUGCAAAUUAAUUAGAAAUGCUAUUCUAAAAUCUAGAAGAAACUCUUUCAUUAAUUUAAGGAUGUUAAUGGAUCUAAGAGCUAGAUUAAGAAUAAGAGUAUGAUUCUUAAAAGUAAAAGAUAUUUAACUCUUUGAGGAAGUUUGCCAAUAAAAUUAUGGAAAAUUUAGAUUCUAUAGAAAUCACUUUAGAUUAAACAGAAGAGUUCAACAAAAUAACAAGCUCCAAUGAAAAAAUGAAGAAGCUAAAAAGUUUUUCAAAUUUAGAUGAAGAAUUAAGAAUAAUAGUAAAUGAGUAUGAAGUUGAGGUUAGGAAGAAGUUUGAGCCAUACUUUGUUAAAAUAAAGACACUUUCAUAGUCAUAAGAUAUUCCUUAUUGGGAGUACUAAAAGUGUUACUAAUUCUUAUAGAAAUGCAUUUCAAAUAUAAUUUAUAGAUAGGAAACUCAAAAAAUGCUAGAUGAUUUGAAUCAAAAUUUAAUAAACCACUGCUUAGAAAAAGAGAAGUCUCUUUAAUAGUCUUUUGGAUAGAUAAAGAUAAUAUUUCAAAAUACUUCUUUAACAAACGAAGAGAGAAAGUAAAUUGAAGAUUGUUCAAAAAACAUCUAUAAUAAGUUUGAAGAAAUGUCAAAGAUUGAAAAUUUCAGUGAAUUAAAAUAUAAACUGGAGUAAAAUAGAAGUAACUUUUUAAUUACAUAAUAAUUCAAUUUUCUUAAGAGACUAUGGAGAUAAAUAAAGGAGAUUGUAGAUGAGAAUGAGCACGUUUAAUAAAAGUGGAUUUUCAUUUUGCAGCAACUGAAAAUAUUAGAUGAAUUAGAAUGUACUCCUUAAAAUUAAUUUUCUUUUGCUAGUUUACUCUCUGAAACCUAUACUAAGAAUAAACUUAAUGUUCAAAGUCUUAAAGAUGGAUUAGAGAAAUAGUUUAAUGACAAUCAUCUUCCAAAAAUGCUAGCUACUUAUAAAUAGCUUUAUGAAUAGACUAUGUAAAAUCAUGAAAAUAAAGAACAUCAAAUGAUUUUGAAUGAUUUAAAGUUUUAGCUUGAAAACGAAAUGAAAAAAAUCAUAACAUAAAUUUAGUAAUAUGCUGACAAGCUCAAAUAAAUAAUCACUUAUUCACCUAUUAACAGUCAACUCAAAGAAUAAAUGGAAAAUGCAAAUUAAAUUAUUAACCUAUAUAAGCGUUUCAAUGAUUAUAUUUAUCAUUUUAGGGAUUAUUUGGAUGAACAUAAAUUUAAGUCUUACAUUGAAUAAAUUAAAAGCAGCAUUUAAUAUAUUGCUCAUGAAGGACCCAAAAAAAUAAAAUAAACGUUCAAAAACAAUAAUUUCAAAGAAUCUAAUGAUUAAUAUAAAUUUAUGUUAGAAAUUUUUAAAAUCCUUUAACAAUAAUUUUAAAUAGAUGAAGAAUUCGAUAAAUUAAGAUAAAUUUAAGAAAACUGCUUCGAAGAACUUUAAUAAACAGUAGAGAAUUUAAAUUUAGAUAAUCCAAAAACAGAAAGAUUUGAUUUGAAUCACAUAUGUGGCAGGUUAGAGAAGGUAGAAGAUGACGAUUUUUAUUAAAACUUUUCUAAAUAGCUUUAAUACAUUUUCUAGAGAAAACUGGAAGAUAAACUGGAACAAGUAAGAGAUAGACCAAUAAACUAGCAAGAGGGAGCUAUCAGAAGAGUUUAAUUUUUUUUUGAUUACAUUCCUAAGGAAAUGAUUAAAUCUUUGAACUAAUUAAUAGAAAACAUUAAAAAUAUUGAUAAAAUAUAAGAAGAAAUUGAUAGUUGCUUUAAACAAAAAAAUAUUACAGGACUUAGGAAGCUAUAAGAAACACUAGUUGAUUCAAGUUAUUAUAAACAAUUUAAAAACCAGUUUGAAGAUUUUAUGGAAAAAGAAAUUGAAUAGACCUAUAAACAAAUUAUAUCUAAUUGUAAAGAAUACAAUAACUUUGAGAAAUGUAUUUUGAAUUUAAUUAAGAUUGGUAUUUAAAGCACAGGCUAAUAUUAAUAUUAAGUAAAAGAAAAAUUAAAUAAUGUUUUUGAGCAAUUAUUUUGUGUUUAAUUUAAAGAAGCUGAAAAAUAAAUACAAAAUAUUUUGAAUAAAAAAAUUAGUAACCCUGAAAAAUCUAUUGAAUUUUUUAUUCAUUAUUGCUAGCUAAGUAAUUCUUUGCUAAAAGUUUAAGGCAAAAUAUAAGAUUUAGAGUUGGAGUUUUUAAAAGGACUUGAUUAUUUCUAUGUGUUUGAUUAAAUUUAAGAAUAAAAAUCAAAAGUUACCAUCAAUCUAAAAGAAAAAGUAAAGUAAAUUAAAAAUACCGAGGAAGAUUUUACUUAUUUCAAGGAUUAAUUUAAUAUUAUUUACUAACUUUAACAUUUUGAUUUUGAAUCGUACCAUGAAUUAAUAGAAAAUUUAGGUUUUAAACAAUAAAAAUUGUAGAAAUAGAUGGAAUAAAUUAUGUCAAAGAAUGUUAAUACAUUUACAAUUUAGAAAGAGUAUGAAGAUUACUACCAGUCUUUUUAAAAAGGCUUGUAAAAUGCUUAAGAAAUGCAAAAUAUAGUGUAGCAAUUUAAUUUAGGAGCUCAACAUAAAAAUGUAUUUCAGGACUUGCUAUCAAAAUUAAAUUAAACUGUUGAAUCAAUAAAUUAAGAUCUUAAUUAAUGUUUUUAAGGUGACAUUUUUGAUGAGAGUGUUGUUAAAAGUAUUAACAAUAUUUAUUUGAAUUCAAAAUUUAUCGAUUAAUAUUUUUCAUCUACGGACUUUGUAAAAAAGCGUAUUGAUUAGAGAUUUGUGCAAUCAGAAUUUUUAAUCUUAAUUUAGAGGUAGUUUUAAGAGCCAAAAUAAAUUGAUAAAAUAGAAUAAGUUACAGAGUAUAUAUCUAAUAUGUAUAAAAUAUCUUCAACUUACAUCUACAUGGAAAAAAUCAAAACAGAAUGUAAUGAAAACAUUAACUAGGUAUUAAAAAAUUACAAAGAUUCUAAAGGAUCUCUAGAAAAGUUAUAAAUUCAAUUAAAAAAAUCUAAAUAUGGUGAUUAAGUAACAAAAAAUCACCCUUUUUUCAAAGGAUUUUAGAUUAGUGAUACAAAUCUAAGAAUACAGAGGUUUGGUAUUGAUCAAGUCUUAGAAUAAGUAAGGGGCUAUUCUGAUAUCGAUAAAAAAGAUGACUUAGACAAAACUUAACUCAAUAAUUAAUAUGAAAGAUUUUUUAAUUAAUACAACCAAUAUUUAGAUAAAUAUUUAACUUCUUUUGAGAAAAUUAAUUUUAUUGAUCUCUUGAAAGAUAUAUAAAAUUCUGUAAAUAAAAUCAACACAUAUGUGUUUAACAAAAAAGGAAAAAUAGAAUAAACAUCUUAGAUUAUAGUUGCUGAUCUUUUAGCAGGUAUUUUCUGUUGUUGGACUUGUAUAAAUUCAAAAUAUUAUUUUGAAUCAAUAGAAUAGUAAUAUGAAAACAAGUAAAGCUUUUUAUUAAAACCUCAUCCUUCUUAAAUAGUUGCAAUUUUUAGGCUCUUAGGUAUAGGCUACUCCAAAAAUUAUGACGAAAUAUAGUGUAACAGUUUAGCGUAAGUCUUGACUGGUGAGGGAAAAUCUGUUGUUUUGGCGGCUCUAGCAUGCUUUUAUUCUCUUUGCGGAUUUUCUGUGAAGUGCGCUUGCUACAGUAAUUAACUUAGUGUCAGAGAUUAUGAAGAAUUCUCACUUUUGUUUGAAAAAUUAAAGAUUAAAGAUUUAAUUUUGUAUGGAACAUUCAACAAAGUCUGCGAAGAAAUACUAAACCAAAGAGGAGAUAUUAGAGAGCAAGUUUCAAGUUAUAUUUUAACAGAUAAUAUUAAAUAUUCAAAUAAUUCAAAUAUCAAGAAAUAAGUUCUCUUAAUAGAUGAAGUAGAUGUCUUUUUUAGUAAAGACUUUUUUGGAAAUAAUUAUGACAUAGUGGCACCAAUCAAAGGUUCAACAGUUGAAAUAUUGCUUGAUAAAAUAUGGAGUGCCAAAUUUGAUACAAAUUUUAGUUUUAAAUCUAUUUCUGAGUCUCAAGAGUAUAAAAACUGCAUAUCUCAAUUUCCUAAAUGGGCUGAAUUGAUCAAAGAAUAAACAAAAAUUGUUGUUUCUGAUUUUAAAAAUUUCAAUAAUGUAAUUAUUGAAAAUUAUAAAAUUUAAAAUGAUAAAAUUUAUUAUAAAAAUUAAGAUUAAUAUCUUGAUAACAUUUCAUAUGGAUAUAGAACUUUGUAUACCUACUAUCAGGAAAAUUAGAACUCAAAAAUUUCAAAUGUAGGUCUUUAAAAAUAAAAGCUCUUCAAAAUUAACAGCGGAAGCUUUAGUUAUUCAGAGCUACCUAAAAAAUUUUUCAUAAUUAAUGGUGUCACUGGAACUUUAGAAACUUUAAGCUUAAGCCAACUCGAAUUAAUAAAAAACACCUAUAAUAUGAAAUAAUAUACUUUUAUACCAUCAGUAUAUGGGAAGAGUAAGUUUUAAUUUAACCCCUAAAAAGAUGUGAAAGUAGUUUCUUAAUCAGAAUAUUAUAACACUAUUACAAAUGAAAUAAACAGAAAUAUAGUUGGAAAAACUGAUUAAAAAAGAGCAGUACUUGUUUUCUUUGAUACCAAAGACAUCUUACUUGAUUAUUACAAUAGUUAAUAGUUCAAAUCCUUAAAAUAAAAUUCCUUGAUUUAAAUUAUGACAGAAGAAAACUCAAUUGAAGAAAGAAAGAAAAUUAUAAAAGAUGCAACAUACUCUGGUGCAAUUACUUUACUGACCAAAAUUUUUGGUAGAGGUAUAGAUUUCUAAGUUAAUGAUACUAUUAUAUUUUAAAAUUAUGGAGUUCAUGUAAUUCAAACUUUCUUUUCUGAGGACAAGUCUGAAGAGACCUAGACAAAAGGAAGGACAGCAAGAUAAGGUGAAGAGGGUUCUUUCAGCAUGGUUCUUCAAUAAGAAACUCUAUAGGCUUUCCUUAAAACAAAAGAAGAUUAAAAGAAAAUUGAGAAUCUUGAUGAAAUAUAUGAAGUCCUUGAUAGAAAUCGUCAGGUUAAUUUCGAAAAUGACUUUAAAAGUAAUAUAGAAUAUAAUCAAAAUACCUCAAUUACUAGCCAUAAAAAAUCAGAGGACUUCUUAAAUUUUUUAAAAGAUCGUAAUUUAAAUGAAGUUAAAAAUUACUUAUUGUAAUUGAAUUAAGGCCCAAAAGAAUAAAUUUAUUAUAAAACUCUGAUUGCUAUGGAUGUUACUGGAUCAAUGAGUAGUCUCAUUACUUAAACAAAAAAUACAAUAUAGACAACUUUUGAAUAAACUAGAGAUAUCUUAAAAGAAAAAGGAUAUGAUCCAUAAUGUUUUUUAAUCAUGAUAAGCUGUUUUAGAAGUUAUAAUAGCAGAUGGUAAGAGAUAUUCUAAACUUCAACUUGGGAAAACAAUCCAGAUAAGUUAAGGUCUUUCUUAUAAACAAUAACAGCCUCUGGAGGUACAGGUCCAGGAGAAUCUGUAGAAGUAGGGUUAUGGUGGGCUAACAAAUAAAAUGAUGAAAACCCAAUAAGUCAAGUAAUCAUUUUAGGGGAUUAGCCAGCACAUCUAUAGAAUGAAGCUUAAGCUCAUAGAAAUUAGUUUGGAUAGAGUUAUUGGGAUACUACUCCACUAAAAGGAUUAACUUAUUAUGUUCCAGAGUGUUAAAAACUUAAUAGUAAAAAAAUUCAUGUCAAUGCAUUUUACCUCCAUUCACAAGCAAAAAGUACAUUUGAAAAUAUUGCAAAAUUAACAAAUGGAAUAAGUUAAUAUCUUGAUAUAAAUUCUGCAUAAAGCUCCAAAUAAUUAACAACCCUAUUUGUUGAAUAAAUUUUAAAAGACAUUGGAAAGAAAGAUGGUCGUAGCAAAGAAUUAAUAGCAGCAUACAAGGCCAAGUAUUCUUGA
Molecule: messenger RNA, 8139 nt
Organism: Tetrahymena thermophila SB210
Lineage: Eukaryota; Ciliophora; Oligohymenophorea; Hymenostomatida; Tetrahymenidae
Product: helicase carboxy-terminal domain protein
Exons: 1
Biological process (GO): regulation of ARF protein signal transduction; protein targeting
Molecular function (GO): ABC-type protein transporter activity; ATP binding; guanyl-nucleotide exchange factor activity
Source: RefSeq, a predicted model, not a curated record